CUCCGCCCCUCACUCUCCAGCAGCAUUCACUUCUCUCACACACACUGGCUUCAGCCUAUGUCCUGCAUCCCUGAGCUGGUCGGGAAUUGUUGCUCCAAAGCCUGUGGGGCUGUGUGUGGCAGCGCUAGGGGCGGCUGAUGAGGAGCCGCCAGUGUGGGCACUAUGUUCUGCACCAAGCUGAAGGAGCUCAAGCUCACAGGGGAAUGUCCCUUCUCUUUGCUCACACAGAGUCAGGGCUCCGAGGAAGGGGACGAGGAUGUGCCGGGCACUGCUGCUGCUUCUUCCCCCAUCUGUAAGGAAGUAUGUGAGAUCCCCGGCCCGGGAAACAGAGAUGAGGGAACCCCGCAACGAAAGAGCAGCCGGAGCAAGGUCUAUCUGCACACCUUGGCAGAAAGCAUCCGAAAGUUUAUCUUCCCUGAGUUUGACAGACUGAAUCUUGCCCUUCAGCGGUCAAUAGCAAGGCACAAAAUAAGAGGCAGCACCAGCAGGUCAGCUUUUUCUGGUUUUAAAUUGCCAAGUAUGCCUGUUUGUGGAAAAACUGCAGAAACAGAAAAUUUUGAAAAAAUUGUUAUCGAUCAGUCAAAUGCAGCAGGUGUUCCUGUAGAGCAUGUUAAAGAAACUUUGGGUGAUGAACUCUUUAGAAUUUGCUAUGAAGAAGAUGAACAUGUAUUGCAAGUUGUUGCGGGAACACUGAAAGACUUUUUAAAUAGCUUUGGAACCCAUCUGAAACAGAGUGGCCAAUCCCGAACACUGGAAGAAUGUAGUGGACUUGAAGAAGGUUCAAUUCUGUGCCUAGAAAAAGAUCAAGAUUAUUUAAAUGUGUACUAUUUCUUUCCUAAUAAUAUUACACCUUUAAUAUUACCUGGAAUAAUUAGAGCUGCGGCAUGCAUCUUGUUUGAAACUGAAGUAGAAGUGAGGUUGAUACCCCACUCUUGCAGUGAUGGCAAUGACUUUAUUAAGGAACCUUACUUACUGUAUUCUGUGCAGGUGAAAAAUACAAGGCCUUCAUUAUCACCAAGCAAACCCCAGUCAUAUGUUGUAAUACCUGCGUCCAUUUUCUGCAAAACAUUUCCUUUCCAUUUUAUGUUUGACAAGGAUAUGACCAUGUUGCAAAUUGGUAAUGGAGUGAAAAGGCUCCUCAACUGGAGAGACAUUCCACGGAAAUCCACUUUUGAGGAAUACUUUGAAAUCCUUUCUCCUAAAAUAAGUUGUACGUUUAGUGGAAUCUUGACUAUGUUGAAUAUGCAGUUUGUUAUAAGAGUUAAAACAUGGGAUAGUACAACUGACCAAACAUCAAAGGCAAUGAAUUUGAAAGGUCAAAUGAUCUAUGUAUUUGAAUCCAGCGCCAUUUUGUUUUUGGGAUCACCAUGUGUGGACAGAUUAGAAGAUUUCACAGGACAAGGGUUGUAUCUAUCGGAUAUUCCAAUUCACAAUGCCCUGAGGGAUGUUGUAUUGACUGGGGAACAAGCAAGAGCACAGGAUGGAUUGAAAAAGAGGUUAGGAAAGCUAAAAGCUACUCUUGAGCAAGCUCAUCAAGCUCUAGAAGAGGAGAAAAAGAAGACUGUGGACCUUUUAUUUUCAAUUUUUCCUGGUGAAGUCGCUCAGCAGCUGUGGCAAGGGGAAACUGUACAGGCCAAGAAAUUUAAUAACGUAACAAUGCUUUUUUCAGACAUUGUGGGAUUCACAGCAAUCUGCUCUCACUGUUCGCCCAUGCAAGUUAUCACAAUGCUCAGUGAACUUUACACCCUAUUUGAUUUUCAGUGUGGAGAACUGGAUGUUUAUAAGGUGGAAACUAUUGGCGAUGCGUAUUGUGUGGCUGGGGGCUUACACAAAGAAAGUGAAACACAUGCUUUUCAGGUAGCCCUGAUGGCCUUGAAGAUGAUGGAACUUUCAGAUGAGGUGAUGUCUCCCCAUGGAGAGCAAAUCAAGAUGCGUAUCGGUUUACAUUCUGGGUCAGUAGUCGCAGGCGUUGUUGGAGUGAGAAUGCCAAGAUAUUGCCUUUUUGGAAACAAUGUGACCCUUGCCAACAAGUUUGAAUCCUGCAGUGUGCCAAGAAAGAUCAACGUGAGCCCUACAACCUACAGACUGCUGAAGGAUUACAAAGGAUUUACAUUUACUCCACGAUCAAGACAAGAUCUCCCACCAAACUUUCCCAGUCACAUUCCUGGUAUUUGUUAUUUUCUCGAAGCCUAUAAUCAAGAAAUGCUGCCCAGAAUGUGCCAAAGAAAGACUGUUGAAGACACCCAUUUCAUCAAGACAAAAUGAUUUAUUUAAUCUUAACAUACUGAUAUUAUAUAUACAGAUAAAUAUAUAUAUAUGGCUCUUAAUUAAUUGUGCAACAAAUAUGCUUAUGUCGUCUUCCUUAAUAUUGAUGAAAUCUUGAAAACCAUACGCUUCCAGUAUUAAUCACUUAGAAGUUAUAAUCUACUGCAAAAUUUUUCUGGACUGUAGAAUGCAUUUUAGAAGAAUUCAACUGGUUUGAAAAAUGGGAACAUUGUGGUUUUAGUCUUCCAGUUUGGAAAUGAUUCUCUAUUAUGGCACGGUACUUGGUAAGAUUAUGCUUUUCUGCCUAGGAAAGAUUUUAUUUAAAGAUUUGUACUUAUAUUUUUGCCUAGAAAAAAAACUUCAGACUAAAAUACAUGCAAAGUGCCAAACAUCACAAUUUCAAACAGAGUUUAUGUCCAAAAAUGUUUUUAUCUCUGCACAGUAAAAUGCAGUGAAAGUAGAGAUCUAAACUUAUUUUGUACUACCAUUGCCAUAUACAGUAUAAAACACAAUGAGAUUAGAAGCUUGGCAGAGUGGCAGAGAUAGCACAACUUAGCAAGGCAAAGAAAACAACAUAACAGAAGGUUUAAAGGUUUAGAGGUUAUUUUAUAAAAAAUAUAUAUAUUUUGUAACAGAACAGUGCCAAGAAUUCUGUGAAUACAAAAGGCAUAACAAUGAUUAUGAAUUGUUCAAAAAAAUGUGAUGAUAGUUUCACUGUUAGUCUGUUAAAAUUCCUUUCUAGGGCCUUCAGUUUGACAACACUGAAAUUUAGGAGCAAACUUAUCAAAAUUUGAGUUCAUGUUUUUGCUGCAAUUCCAUUUUUUUGCGAUUAAAAUUUCAAAUUUGAGUUUAAGUUUCCAGAACUCAUAUCUUCACCAAAAAAAAACUAAAAAAAACUUGUAGCAUCUAAAAGAUGGACAUUUCAUGUAGAAAUCAUUGAGAGUUGUAUUUUUAAAUUUCAAGUUAUUUUUUAGUUCAGGUUUUGAUUAUGAAUUUCAAAUUUUAGCACACAUUGAUAAUAAAGGGUGGAAUGUGAUUUCAUUCUGUUCCAGUUGUUUUCUUACACAUGUAAGCAACCAAGUUUUGAAGUUUCUAGAUUAUUACAUUUUUGUGUUUUUUUUUUUUCAAAUUUGAAAAACACUCAAAAAUCUUUAUGUAGUGAGCUGUAAUCUCACAUAUUGAUAAAUCAGCCCCAUAGUGUUGGCUUUAGUACUCUUUUUAGCUUUAUAUUAAAUAUUCUCUACAGAUAGAUUGUGUGAUUUUUGUGAAAACUAACAAGGAAUAUACAUAUAUGGUGGACUUUAGGUGCGUUGGAAAAAGGCUGUGUUUUCCCCUUAAAGAAUAAAUAAAGUUCUAAUCACUGGGGUGGGCCAAAUGUUUCCUCCUCCCCCCCCUCUAGGUAACAACUGCAGUGGCACGGGUUACUACUUCUUUCACUACUUCCUUCUUUGCAUCUAGUGCACAUGUGCAAUAAAGUUGCAAUCUGAACUUAAA
Molecule: messenger RNA, 3759 nt
Organism: Xenopus tropicalis (tropical clawed frog)
Lineage: Eukaryota; Metazoa; Chordata; Amphibia; Anura; Pipidae
Gene: gucy1a1
Product: guanylate cyclase 1 soluble subunit alpha 1
Exons: 8
Coding region: 163-2265 (700 amino acids)
Biological process (GO): cyclic nucleotide biosynthetic process; intracellular signal transduction; cGMP biosynthetic process
Cellular component (GO): cytoplasm
Molecular function (GO): heme binding; guanylate cyclase activity; magnesium ion binding
Source: RefSeq, a predicted model, not a curated record